This is a messenger RNA of Phytophthora sojae, 1548 nucleotides long. RefSeq lists its product as hypothetical. The transcript has a single exon. The coding region runs from base 1 to 1548 and encodes 515 amino acids. Gene Ontology annotation, cellular component: vacuolar membrane. Lineage: Eukaryota; Oomycota; Peronosporomycetes; Peronosporales; Peronosporaceae. Gene Ontology annotation, molecular function: amino acid transmembrane transporter activity. Gene Ontology annotation, biological process: amino acid transmembrane transport. The record is from RefSeq and is a predicted model, not a curated record.
AUGAUCACGUUCAACUCCAAGUCCACAUGGGUCACCAUGGACGACGCCAAGGCCUCAUUCAACCUCUUCUGCUGCGUCUGCGGUAUCGGCUCGCUGGCCAUGCCCUCCAACUACGCCCGUGCCGGACCUGUCUACGCCACCAUCGCUCUGGGCUUCAUGAUCUUUGCCAACACGUACGCCGCCAUGAAGCUGUCCAAGGCCAUGCUGGCCGCUCCGUCGUCCGUCAAGACGUACGGUGAUCUCGGCGAGUGGGCUCUGGGCAAGUGGGGCCGCUUCUUCACCGUCAUCUCUCAGAUGGGUGUGUGCGUGCUGGUGCCCAUUGCCUUCCUGAUCCUCGGUAGCAGUCUGCUUGACGUGCUGUUCCCGGACUGCUUCAGCCAGACGUUCUGGAUCAUCUUCAUGGCGCUCCUGGUCGUCCCCAUCUGCCUCAUCCCGACUUUGAAGGAGAGCGCCGGCAUGGCCUUCGCCGGCUGCAUGGGCACCAUCAUCGCCGACGUGAUCGCCGUGUCGCUGCUCCAGUACAACCUGCGCGGCCACCCGUCGAUCCCCAAGCCGGACGUGUCACUCCACCAGGUCUUGACCUGCUUCGGUAACUUGGCUCUGGCAUACGGCGCCUCGAUCGUCAUCCCCGACCUGCAGCGCGAGCACUCGCAGCCGCAGCGCAUGCCGCGCGUCGUCAUGGUCACGAUGCUCAUUAUCUCGGCCUUCUUCUUCGCGGUGGCCAUCGCGGGCUACACAGCCGGCGGCUGCCAGUUGUCGGGCAACAUCCUGUACUCGAUCGUGGACACGUCCAACCCGAUGGGCCUGGCCCCUCUCGGCUUCAGCGCCAACCGCGGCGCUGUCGUCAUGUCCUACCUGUUCAUGCAGAUGCACAUCACCAUGGCCUUCUCGACGCUCAUGAUGCCGCCCUUCUACAUGGCCGAGCGCCUCAUCCUGGGCAUGCACCAGAACGCGCCCAUCAUCCGCUUCGACCCCGACUCGGACCCGGCCCACAUCGACGAGGACUUCGAGCUGCAGGAGAAGCAGUCGUACGUCAAGGUGGCCACGCCCGUGGAGCUCAACAACCGCCAGGUGUCGACCUCGAGCCUGCUGGACAAGUCCGAGGGCCGCAUCUCGCACCUCCGCGCGGCCAUCGAGUUCCCCGAGGAGAUCACGGAGGAGCAGCUCCGCGCGCCGUACCAGGGCGCCAAGAACAAGCUGCGCUACGUCACGCUGCGCCUGUGCAUCCUGCUGGUCCUGGUUAUCAUCGCUGUGGCGGCGCAGGACAAGUUCCUCGACCUCGAGGACUUCACGGGUGCCACGGCCCACACGGUCAACUGCAUGAUCAUGCCGCUGCUCAUCUACCUGCGCAUCUUCUGGCGGAAGAUGUCGGUGCUGGACAAGGGCGUGUCCAUGCUCGUCAUGGUCAUCUGCGGCUGCGCGGGCUUCUACGUCAUGAUCCACGCCGCCAAGGAGCUCUUCAGCCCCUCGGACGACGACACGCCGUUCCCCUACUGCGCCGCCGAGUACCAGGAGACGCCGUACUACAUCCACAACAGCACCAACUAA